AUGAACUCGUAUUUUGAGCAGACUGCGGGUGGCUUCUACGGAAGCCACCACCAUCAGGCAGGGGCUGCCAGUCAGCAUCACGAUCCAGCUACAGCAGCUGCCUAUCGAAGUUUCCCUCUUGGCCUGGGAAUGUCACCUUACGCAUCCACGCAACAUCAUCAUCACACCUCGUCUUCGUUGGGAAUACAUCCUGGCGGUGGUACCAACACGAGGCCACCCCAGGACUCGCCGUACGACGCGAGCGUCGCUACGGCUUGCAAGCUCUAUUCAACGACACCCGAGGCGACUGGUCACACCACGUCCUCGUACUCGACCACAGCAACGAAAGAUUGCAAGCAACAGGAUCAAGCAGCGGCUCAUCAGAAUGGCUACGCCGCCGUGAUGGCAGCCGCGGCUGUCAAGGACGUUUGGCAGUCAGCGACCUCGGGAGCUAACAGCCAGAGCAAUUCGGUCGUACGUCCUUCCGCGUGUACCCCAGAAGGCACGAGGGUUGGUAGCUACGGUGGUCUCGUAGGCGGUGAUCCAGCAUCGAGUCCUGGUAACAACAGUUCCUCGAGGUCCCUCACGUCGUCCUGGAACACCUGCAGUCUGAACUCGUCCGCGAGCCAACCGGUUGCCACGCAACUACAUCAGCAAGCCACCGCGAACCAUACCUUCUACCCCUGGAUGGCUAUAGCAGGUAAGGAAGAUAUUGCUAAGCCGCAUUGGACAUGGUUGCAAGGAGCGAACGGAAUGCGCAGGCGCGGCCGACAGACCUACACGCGCUACCAGACGCUGGAGCUGGAGAAGGAAUUCCACACGAACCACUACCUCACCAGGCGGAGGCGGAUCGAGAUGGCACACUCGCUCUGCCUGACGGAACGGCAGAUCAAGAUCUGGUUCCAGAAUCGGCGGAUGAAGCUGAAGAAGGAGAUACAGGCGAUCAAGGAGCUGAACGAGCAAGAGAAGCAGGCGCAGGCGCAGAAGGCAGCGGCAGCAGCGGCCGCGGCUGCGCAUCAGCAGCAAGCGGCCGGUGGGGGACCAGAGGGGGCCAACUAGGGGUACGCCCUGCACCGGA
This is a messenger RNA of Colletes gigas, 1057 nucleotides long. RefSeq names its product homeotic protein ultrabithorax-like (gene Ubx). Bases 1 to 1038 code for a protein of 345 amino acids. Gene Ontology annotation, biological process: negative regulation of transcription by RNA polymerase II; anterior/posterior pattern specification. The record is from RefSeq and is a predicted model, not a curated record. NCBI's taxonomy places the organism in Eukaryota, Metazoa, Arthropoda, Insecta, Hymenoptera, Colletidae. The transcript is spliced from 3 exons. Gene Ontology annotation, cellular component: nucleus. Gene Ontology annotation, molecular function: RNA polymerase II cis-regulatory region sequence-specific DNA binding; DNA-binding transcription factor activity, RNA polymerase II-specific.